Molecule: messenger RNA, 4166 nt
Organism: Octopus sinensis (East Asian common octopus)
Lineage: Eukaryota; Metazoa; Mollusca; Cephalopoda; Octopoda; Octopodidae
Exons: 7
Coding region: 554-3754 (1066 amino acids)
Source: RefSeq, a predicted model, not a curated record
AACCACACACAUACACACACAUGCCAUGCGUGCACACACACACACAGAAGCCUGCAAUCAGACAUACAAACAUACUCUGUUGGACACACAACCAGCAGGCCAGUGAACCAUUCAUCCAUACAACCAACAAACCAGCCAGCCAGCCAUCUGUCGGCCCAGCCAUCUAGUCAGCCAACUGACCAGCCGGCCAGCAAGCCAGCAAGCCAACCAGACAGUUAUCCAUCCAGGGAGCCAACUAACCAUCAAGCCAGUCAUCUGGUCUGCCAAACUACCAGGCAACCAGCCAACCAUCAAGCCAUCCAACCAGCUAGCCUUCCAUCCAUCCGGUCAGCCAGCCAGUCAACUAUCCAUCCAUCCAUCCAUCUAUCCAUCAAACCAGCCACCAAGCCAACCAGCCAGUCUGCCAGUCUACCGGCCAACCAUCCAUCCAACCAUCCAUCCAUCCAUCCAUCCAUCCAUCCGGUCAGCCAGCCUGCCAGCCAGCCAGCCAGCCAGUCUACCAGUCAGCCAUCCAGCCGACCAUCCAGCCGACCAUCCAGUCGGGCAGCAUAGAAUGGGCGGCAUGUAUAUGGAAGAGAUGCUGUGUGGUCAGCUACAGACCACUGGAUACAGCCAGGUCUGGACCAUACCUUCCAAAGUAACGACCACCACCGACGACAGCAACGGUGCCACCGCUGCAGUGACAACAGGAGACUCAAUGACAACAACAACAACAACAACGACAUCAGCAAAGAUGACAACAGCAACAGAGAGAAAAAUAUGGAAAGCGGAGAACAGUUUACAUGGCAGCCCUUGGGUUAACCAAGACACAGAAGAAGGCGGCAGACAGUUAAAGCAGCAGGAUCAAAUCAAUGGAUUUUCUCUUUUGUCUGUGGUCUAUGGAGAUGGCGUUGCCAAAUUUAACCGGUCCUGGGAUGGAGGAGGACAAGAGAGUUUUGUGACAGAGCUGAAAAGAAAAAUAGAAAAAAUAGCAAAGGUUGAAGAAGACAAGAAAAAAGUCAACAAAGAUAAACUGCAUGAUGUGACCAUCUAUCGUUCUGCACAUCGUCCUUGGGCAAUCCCUGAGGGCAACCUGCAGUCGAACCUAACCAGUCAAAGCCCCAACCCUAUGAGAAUAACUGCAUGCAAUGUGAAGCCACUACAACAGGUCGACCUAGCCGUGCCAGUGAAGCCCAACUCUGACUCAGUGUUUCAAAUGUACCCUCCUGCGCCAUUCCUCAUUGAGAAAGAAGGCUCAGCACGUAGUUUGUCUGCUCCCUGCAUGGAGUGCUGUCUGGUGGUGCCCUCCCUCGAUAAGCGAUAUAUUGCAAACAGGUCUGGCUAUUUCCCGCAAGCACAACAGCAAUAUUGGGAUCAAGAACAAAAACGACAACAACAGCAGCAGCAGCAGCGGCAGCAGCAGCAUCACCACCACCAUCACCACCACCACCACCAUCACCACCACCACCACCAUCACCAUUCGAGACUGGCUGCGCCAAAAAGGGUUCCCCGGGUCACAAGGUCAUCCGUGUCUCCCCUGUUUGUCAGCACUUGUUCAUGUCGUCUGUCCCCCAGGACGAAGACGGUGACCCGAGCGAGAGACGUCGGCGCGGCGCGCUCCGCCAGCACCAAACGUAACGUGAACAUCAACGUCAACGUCAACAUCAACCUGACUCCGACGGCGGAUUCUGCGCAGCUGCUGAAACUCGCCGGGCUGUCAAACGGCGGGACCCGGUCGACGGACGGGAAGGACAGACCGUGUUCGAGAUGGACGGACAAGGACAAAGUGAAAGAGAAGGAGAAGGAGAAGGAGAAGGAGGGGGAGAGAGAGAAGAAGGAGAAAGAGAGGGAGAGAAUCAAAGAGAAGAAGAAAAUGAGGAGGAAGAAGCUGAACAACAACAACAACAGCAAUAACAACAACAUCCAUAACCAGUGGCGGAAAGUCGUGGAGAAAUUCAUGUUUCACUCAAAUCCUAUAGACGACGAGAUUGACCGUGACGUUGACGCAUUUGCUUUCAAAACCACCUCGAUGGACAUCCCUGGGUACCCGUUUAAAGAUCCUUUAUCUUUUCAAGGGGGUGGAUUCCCUGUUUGCAAGUGGAAGGAGCUGGAAGCAGAGGAACGAAAAGAGGUGCAGUUAGAGAAGGCACUGCAAUGGGAGGAGGCUCGCACUGAAUGGGCGGAGUUUCACCGGGAGUGGGCGGAGUGUCAUCCCUCUCAGUACAAGGACGCUGACUACAAACGACAGGAGUGGAUAGAGAGUCAGCGCGAGGAAUCCCACCCAGUAGAGAAGGCCCUUCAGCUGGAAGAGACUGGGGAUCAGCUUACAGAAGAAGUCCCCAUCAAAUGGGCGGAGUUCUAUGAUCAGCGACCAUGGGCGGAGCCUCAAAGUAAGCAAUGGGUGAAGCCUUAUUACAGAGUAUGGGAGGAGCCUCUUGCGUUGAAGAAAUCUCCUCGGCGGGAAAGCACUCCGGACAGAUGUUCAGAGGAAGGAGAGAGUGUGGAGGCCCUACGAGGGCGGUUCUCUCGGGUAAGCAAGAUAGAGCAGAUGAUUACCAAGCGAAGCAGUUUAUUGGGAAGACUGAUGAAGAUCGCUCAGCUGCAACGUGAAACAAAGGAGAGCGAGAUGCAAGCACUGAAUCGCCAACCGACCAGAACAAAACUGCAGGCCGCCAAUUCCCGCCAGGGGACCAAUUUGAGUCAGAAGCUGGCGGGAGAGGCCGGUAAAGAGGGGAAGUCCGGCACGAGAAACAGUGGGUUGCCAUGGGAAGCGAGCGGCACUGAAAUGGAGGAGAACUGCAGCAAGUCGUCGUCGCGGUGCAAGGAUGGGAAGUGCAGCUGCGCAUCCAGCUGCUCUAGUAACUUGCAGUCUAGUACCGAGUCUGUUAAGAAGCAUCUGCAAGUACAAGAUGCACAUCAGUCGCAGGAUACAAGCCCAAAUCACGAUUCACAAAAGCUGUCAAUUGUGCAGCUAAUGGAAAACUUGCAUAUGCAACAGAACCCUCAUCUUCCACAAGGUGCAGCAGGACUGCAGAAGGGAUUAAAUUCGGCUCAGAGAGCUUCAAGUUCAACACCUGACUCAGAUCUGCAGCAAAAGGCAUGUACACAAGGAGAUGCAGAUGCGCAGUUUGGUGCAGAAGCAGAGGUAGGUGCAUGUCAGCCAGAAAAUGGAAAUCAACCGGAGGCCGACCAGCAGCAAGAUUCUCCAAACGAACAAGAUGCAUGUGUGCAGCAGUGUACCGAGACGCAGCAAGCAACUGAUGGUGUGCAGCCUGAUGCAGAGGCUGAUAUGCAGCACAAUGUGCACCCUAAGAGAGAAACUUGUCCACAACGAAGUGUGAACCGGCAAAGGAGUGAACAACAGCACAGCGCAUAUUCAUGGCAAGACACGUACUUGAAGAGAAGUGUGGUCCUGCAAUGGGGAACAUCUUCACAAGCAAGGGCCCGGCAAAAGAGUAAACCAGAUGUACCCUUAAGACCACUCUCAGGCAAUCAAUACACCACUAAGCCAUCGAUAAGCUUGACUAUGGGUAGGGAUUCAUCACUCCUGUCAGCUCUCGGGGCCACUGUAUGCCCAAAUAGCUCCAAGGGCUCUUUGAAAACAAAUACGUCUGUAAUGGAAACAAUACAGGCAUUUUGCGGGAUUGCUUCACUGGCUGGGAAAGGGGACCCAGUGCAGAAACCACUAAGGACCCGACAGAAAACAAGAAGACAGCAUUCUCAAAAUAUGAAAGCCCCUGCCCCGUCUCUCAAGAAAUAUGCAACCCUAGUUUAGUAACAUGUUUUUCCUAAACCCUUUAGCAUUGAAACCAGCUCAGAUAUUUUGCCUGCUUAAUGUUCAAACCAGCCAGCUCCAACUUCUUGCACCGACCCAGCAAUGUCAUUCAAAAAAUAACCAAUUUAUUUCAAAAAGCUAUGAGAUAAUCCAUCGUUAAUUCAAAAUUGUGAAUAAAAAGAGCAUUACAUUUGACAGAGUAAUCUGAAUGGUAAAGAGUUCAACUGGUCAUCUCCGGCUCAAAUAUUCUACCUGUGUUUAUGUCCAAACCGGACAAAUCUGAUAUCUCACCACUCUCCCCUACAGUGUCAUUCUAAAAAAUAAACAAUCACAUCAUCGAAAUCUCAAAGCUGUGAGAUAAUCCAUGAUUAAUUUAGAACAUUGUGAAUAAAUAAAUAUUACAUUUGAUAGU